Messenger RNA from Cottoperca gobio, 2348 nucleotides. RefSeq names its product interleukin-12 receptor subunit beta-2-like. Lineage: Eukaryota; Metazoa; Chordata; Actinopteri; Perciformes; Bovichtidae. The record is from RefSeq and is a predicted model, not a curated record. Gene Ontology annotation, molecular function: protein binding. The coding region runs from base 56 to 2065 and encodes 669 amino acids. The transcript has 15 exons.
GACAACUGAGUUACAUGAAGGCAGGUGGAAUAAAUGGGCUGUCACACGCUGAAGAAUGAGCCUUCGAGACUAUUCACUAUACCUCAUGGAAACUUUGAAAUGCUGGAGUUCACUACAUGAAUACAUUGUUGUGUUUUUGUUCCUUACAACGAUCAGCAAAGGGUCAGCAUGUGAGGCUCCUUCCAGUCCUGAGUGCUUCAGAAGAAAAACUGAAGAGUUUGUUUACUGGUGUGAAUGGAGCAUGAUGAACACCACUGAGAGCAAUGUGACAUUCGAUCUUUACAUUAACUCCAAUAUAAAAAGGAAGAACAUCAAGGAGACCUCGACUUUGAUCAACGGGGAAGACGUUAAAAUCAUAUACGACACUGUUGACAUUUUGGUGAAAGCUCAUGUAGGAAACUCCAGCUGCACAUCGACCGGGACGUCUGUUGUACUCGGGCACACGGUUAAGUAUGAAGCACCAAAAGAUAUUUCCAUGUCCUGGUUAAAAAACAACCUCAGCUUAAGCUGGGCAGCUGCAGAGAAGAAACAUCCAGCUUCAGCCGAAAUCCUGUUCCGCCGAGAUGCACGGCCCACAGAAUCAUGGGGAAAAAUAACAAAGAAUACCACCAGUGAAACUUCUAUAUACCAUGUCAUUGUUGAGAAUCUGUUGAAGGAUUCAGAUUACCAGGUUAAAAUCAGACAACGGUCCACUCAGGCCCCUAACCCACUGUGGAGCGACUGGUCUCCAGUGGUGAUUGUUCCUGCAGAGCUUGAACAAAAACCUGAAGUCACCAUGAUGCAAAGACUUUUAAAUGGGACUCGAGCAGUGACGCUAACGUGGAAGCCGAUGCCACAUGCAGUGACGUACAGUCUGAAUGACACACAGUCUUCUAGUGGGUGUCCUUGUAAGAAAAAGAGAGAUCUCAUCCACACGACUACAUACACUACUUAUGUCUCGUACUCUGCCGUCAGCAUCUCUGUUAUCGGCGCAAACGCAGCGGGGAAAUCUUCCCCAGCAAUCUUACAAGUACCGGCCGAACCUGCUGCAGACUUACAAAUUUGUGACAAAACGUUACUGGAUGAAGAUUUGGAUAAGAAAACUUGCCUUGAGUGGUACGAGCUUCAAGAUGGAGAUUCGAGGCCAGAAAACGUGAUGACCUUAACAUCAAGGAAGAGGAAAAGACAAAGGAAGCAUAUAGAAAUGAAUAUGAAAGACUACGUUCGCUACCUUUACUAUGAACACAGAUGUGAUGGUGGGAAACCAAAGACAGUUCAAAUGUGCCUCUUUUAUCAGAAAGAAGGUGUUCCACUCAAAGAACCUCAGGACUUCAUUGUUUUUAGUGAAACACACACUUCUGCUAACUUGUCUUGGAAAGCGAUUCCCUCUGUGGACCAGCAAGGUUUCCUCACACACUACAGCCUCUGCAGCGUGAACAUCAGCUCGCAGGAUGAGCCGAAAGAGUGCCAUAACAUAUCAGCCUCAGUGAUGAGAUAUCGCCUGGAAAACUUGACACCGGCAGCGAAAUACAACAUCAGCCUGGUUGGAGUGACACGAGUGGGGGAAGGACCUGCAGCCACAGUAACUAUCGACGUGCUGCCAGAGAAGCUUGGGAAUGUGUGGUGGAGUCUCAGCUUGCUGUUUCUGUUCUUUUUGCUCACAACAAUGUGCACCUGUAUCUUGAAGAGAAUCAAAAACAAGAUCUUCUCUCCUGUGCCGACACCUGUUAUUCCAGAUUUCAUCCCUUAUCAACCAGAGAGCCAGGAUUUAAUAGAAAGAAAGGAGGAGGUGCAUGAGCUGACGCUGCACCCGCUACAUCCAGAGGGCAAGUCUGUCCCUAAGGACGCAGAGGAGACCGCUGUCCUCGUAAGACAGUGGGAUGACUGCAUGGACGAGGACGUGGAGAACGAGAGGGGAGACUCAGGAGGACCCAGUGAGGAGUGUUCGAGUCCCGGCUCUACAGAGGAGGCACUGAGAUCCAGAGGAGGGGAAAUGACAGAUCUCGAACAAGUGGACAACGAGAUCGCCAUGCUGAUAUACAGGAAUGGUUUGGUCUUUGAUGUGCAGACAGAAGACUCUCUUUGAAAUGGAUUUAUAAGAUUUUACUACCUCACAGCACAAAAUUGCACAAACAUAUCAAGGGUCGACAUAUUUGUUGACUUUUAGUGAAGACUGGAUGAAUACUUUUUCUUCUGUUAUCUUUUUGUACAUGUCUUUUUUUAAGGGUGGAUGAAAAAUAAUCUGCAGAAUCAUCUACUUUUGAGGAAACAAAUAUUUGUUUAAUGUUCAUGUAUUCUGCACGGCAGUAUAUGAACGCAGGAGAAUGUAUCACUCACAUGCUUUGUCAAUAAACCUUUUUCUAACUUGA